AUGGCUUCUAUGAACAACUGGCUAGGCUUUUCUCUAUCUCCUCAGGAGCACUCGCUCUCCACCGAAGAAGCUGACUGCUAUGGCUCCAAUCCAACCCUAAGGCCUGAUGAUUGGAGUAUAAAGAGUUUGGAUUUCAAAGGGACCCCUUCGGAGCUCUCCAUGAUAGUGGACUCGAGCGGGGGAAAGCGUGGAAACAUGGAGGAUGUUGUUGUCGACGAGCCGAAGCUUGAAGAUUUUCUCGGCGGCCACUCAUUCUCCGACCAUGAGCCAAAGAUCGGAUCUUUGGCCGGGGAUCAUUAUUUAUAUUCAAACUGCUCGCUACAAGUUCCAGGAGUUGCGUCUGGUGGUGGAGGGAAUGGUUCUAUUGGGCUGUCGAUGAUCAAAACAUGGUUGAGAAACCAACCGGCACCGUCGGGGCCAAUGAUGGAGGGCAAUGAAGGUGGUGAUGAUGUUGGAAGUGGAACGUCGCAGAGCUUGGCGACUGGCGGCGGCGGCGAUGACGGAGGGGAGAGCUUGUUGUUGGAGAAGGAGAAGGGUGGUGGAAAUUGUGGGAAGACUGAUGCACAGAGUGGUGCCAUAGAAGCUGUGCCGAGGAAGUCUAUUGAUACUUUUGGGCAAAGGACUUCAAUUUACCGAGGAGUUACAAGGCAUAGGUGGACGGGGAGAUAUGAAGCACAUCUAUGGGAUAACAGCUGCAGAAGAGAGGGACAAACCCGCAAGGGAAGACAAGUCUACCUGGGUGGCUAUGACAAGGAGGAAAAGGCAGCAAGGGCUUAUGAUUUAGCUGCACUCAAGUAUUGGGGUACUACAACAACCACCAAUUUUCCUAUUAAUAACUACGAGAAGGAGUUGGAGGAGAUGAAGCAUAUGACAAGGCAGGAGUAUGUGGCAUCCCUCAGGAGGAAGAGCAGUGGUUUUUCUCGUGGAGCCUCCAUUUACCGUGGUGUGACAAGACACCACCAGCAUGGAAGAUGGCAAGCAAGAAUAGGAAGAGUAGCAGGAAACAAGGAUCUCUACUUAGGCACAUUCAGCACGCAGGAGGAGGCCGCCGAGGCCUACGACAUCGCCGCCAUCAAAUUCCGCGGCCUCAAUGCCGUCACCAACUUCGAUAUGAGCCGCUACGAUGUCAAGAGCAUACUGGAGAGCAGCACCCUUCCCAUCGGUGGUGCGGCGAAGCGUUUGAAAGAUGUCGCUGACGGCCACUCGGAAUCCAGCAUCGACGGGCAACGCUCUGAUGAUAGCAGCAGCUCCAUUGUCGUCGCCUCUCAGCUAAGAGAGGCCGCUCUCGCCGGCUACGCCUCCUCGCAACACUAUGGUUGGCCAACCAUAGCUUUCCAGCAGCCACAACAGCAUAUAGGGUUGCACUAUCCUUAUACUGUAGGCCAGCAAAGGGGUUGGUGUAAGCCGGAGCCAGAUGUAGUCACAUUAGGCCAUGGCGUGCAAGAUAUGCAGCAAGAAAUCCACCUUGGAAGCACCACUCAUAAUUUUUUCCAACCUUCCGGAAUUCAUAAUAUGGUGGGUAUUGAAUCAUCAAUGGAGCAACAAAGUGGGGGGUCUUCAAGCUCAAUGAUGUAUGGUGGGAGUGGCUAUGUGAUACCAAUGAGCUCCAUGAUGGUAGAUGGAAGCCAAGUUGUUGGUGGAGUUAAUGGUGGUGGCUACGAGAAUAUGUUGGGUAGUUCAGAUCCUUAUAGUGGGAGAAAUGUUUACUAUUCAAAUAGUGUGGUGAAGGAGAAUAAUGGAUACGAGAAUGGGAAUGGUUGGAUGGUGAAUUCAGCGCCGGCGGUUGGGGCGAGGCAGGGUGGUGGUGGGAUGGGCAAUUGCCAGGCGGCGCCUCCUCUUUUCACUGAAUAUUUUGUGGAGGAACUGAGAAAGGUUAUGCUGAAGUGA
Dendrobium catenatum is the source of this 1887-nucleotide messenger RNA. Its product is annotated as AP2-like ethylene-responsive transcription factor BBM2. NCBI's taxonomy places the organism in Eukaryota, Viridiplantae, Streptophyta, Magnoliopsida, Asparagales, Orchidaceae. The coding region runs from base 1 to 1887 and encodes 628 amino acids. The record is from RefSeq and is a predicted model, not a curated record. Gene Ontology annotation, biological process: regulation of DNA-templated transcription. The transcript is spliced from 13 exons. Gene Ontology annotation, molecular function: DNA binding; DNA-binding transcription factor activity.